Molecule: messenger RNA, 333 nt
Organism: Vicia faba (fava bean)
Lineage: Eukaryota; Viridiplantae; Streptophyta; Magnoliopsida; Fabales; Fabaceae
Source: the annotation of a GenBank genome assembly
AUGAAAGGUUCCAAAGAUUUCAUAUUCGGGUAUGGGAGGACUCUUUAUGAGGUAGUGGACAUGUUUAUCUUGGAAGACCAUGGGAAGAAUAUUCGAGAGUUGUAUACUCUUACACUUUCAUGGACAAAGAUUGUUCUCCCCAAAGGAUGGGAAGAUAGUUGGGGUGGCCAAAAGCGCAACUUGACGGUAUAUUAUGGAGAGUACAAGUGUAGUGGACUUGGAUCCAAUAUGUCUGAAAGAGUUCCAUGGGUACAGAUGCUAAGGGACGAAGAGGUCCAACCUUUUAUUGGAAUCCAUUUUAUACAAGGGGAUACUUGGCUCAUUAGUCCUUAA